AAAAAUGAGUGGGUCAACUUAGCUUCCGGGAAAGAAGGAAGGAGAAAACCCAAGAGUUGGGAAAAGAAGGCAUAUUUUAGUUAUAUGAGGGUAAUGCUAAAGCAAAUGAGCUGGACUUCUCUCUGCUCCCUGCAUGAUUGGCAUUUGGAAUGGGGUACCCUUGAGGCAUUUAGACUGCUUGCAAUCCAUGGAAGAGCAGUUACCACAGAGAUCCUUGGAACAGUCAAACAGAGAUCCUUUCAAAAGAGCUUUUGA
Perognathus longimembris pacificus (Pacific pocket mouse) is the source of this 255-nucleotide messenger RNA. RefSeq lists its product as uncharacterized. The record is from RefSeq and is a predicted model, not a curated record. Lineage: Eukaryota; Metazoa; Chordata; Mammalia; Rodentia; Heteromyidae.